Vicugna pacos (alpaca) is the source of this 3254-nucleotide messenger RNA. NCBI's taxonomy places the organism in Eukaryota, Metazoa, Chordata, Mammalia, Artiodactyla, Camelidae. The record is from RefSeq and is a predicted model, not a curated record.
GGCCCGGGAAGGCGCUCGGAAUCCGGAACCCCAGUUCUGAUUUUCUUUCCUCCCGGUCUGUGCUCUCUAAUGGUUCUGGCGCUUCCAGCGAAGGGGGAUUGGAGAUAGGGGCUCAGUGCAGCGACGAGCCGCGUGGACCUGGGGCUGUCUGGCCGCCACCAGCCGCCUGCCGAUCCGCCUGGCCAGGCUUCCCGUCUGGUCAUGGCGAGAUUCUGGGCUUGCGUGGCCGGCGCUGGCUUCUUUCUUGCAUUUCUGGUUUUACAUUCUCGUUUUUGUGGCUUUCGGCUCCCUCCACAUCUUCACUUUGCCUUUAAAAUUUCCUGGCGCUCUGAGGAAAUCCUUUACCGGCUGGAUGUGGAUUGGCCUAUGUACUCAGAAUACUUUACUGGAGCAACGUUUUGUGUUGCAGUUGACUCCUUAAACGGAUUGGUUUACGUAGCCCAAAGAGGGGAUAACAUCCCAAAGGUAUUAGUGUUCACAGAGGAUGGAUAUUUCCUACGAGCCUGGAAUUAUACAGUUGACACACCUCAUGGUAUAUUUGCAGCCAGUACACUACAUGAACAAUCCGUCUGGAUCACGGAUGUAGGAAGUGGAUCCUACGGUCAUACUAUUAAAAAAUACAAUUCCUUUGGUGAUCUUGUUCAAGUUUUGGGUACCCCAGGCAAAAAAGGCACUGGUUUGAAUCCCCUGCAGUUUGAUAACCCUGCAGAAUUAUACGUAGAUGACACAGGAGAUAUUUACAUCGUGGAUGGAGAUGGAGGGCUGAAUAACAGACUGAUCAAAUUAUCCCAAGAUUACAUGAUCCUUUGGCUGCAUGGGGAAAAUGGGACAGGGCCUGCUAAGUUCAACAUACCUCACAGCGUUACAGUUGAUUCAGCUGGCCGGGUGUGGGUCGCUGACCGAGGCAAUAAAAGACUUCAGGUGUUUGAUAAAGACUCUGGGGAGUGGUUAGGAGCGUGGAAUAGCUGCUUCACAGACGAGGGACCUUCUUCAGUCAGAUUUACUCCUGACGGGAAGUACCUGAUCGCAGCCCAGCUGAGGCUCAGCCGGCUCCUCGUGGCGGCCGCGCCCCCCAUAGGGAGCAUUGGCCACUGCUCCGUGAUCAGCACCAUCCAGCUGGCAGACCAGGUUUCACCCCAUCUCUUAGACGUCAGUGCCAAGACUGGAGCCAUCUACGUGGCAGAAAUUGGAGCAAAACAAGUACAAAAAUAUGUCCCCAUGAAUAGUUUUUUCUCUUCAUUUGGUUCAUACGUUUCUCUUCCUGAAGAUGUUUCACGUGGAAGUUGGGAUUCUCAAAAUCAUGGUUGAAUACUCUACAGUAACGUUCAGGCAUAGGGGUUUGUUUCUUCAUUUUACCUUGACCCUGUGUCAGAAACGUUUGUUUUUAAUAUCAUUAAGAAGCAUGUCUUUUGGCAUUCUUGUGACUUAGUUUUAUUCGUCAGUGUGUAAGGAUGUUUUAAUGAAAGAAACGCAACUAAUGAAAAAAGGAUGAAAAAGAGGGACUAAGGUUGUUGUAACUUAGUAAUCUUCCUUGUUGGCUGAUUCUCCCUGGGGGUGAAAAGACAGGAAUCAAAAUGGGUUUGCAGGAUAAUUUAUAGAAUUUCAUAUAAAAACUACAAACCUUCGCUUUAUUCCCUUUAUAGGAAGGGAGCCACUUGAGAGAUGGGGUCACGUGGGGUCCUGACUGACAAGUACUCACAGAGUGCUAGGUCCUGAGAGUUCAGAGGUGAAGAGGCCGGGUUUGUCCGUGUGCAUUCGAGUAGCUCAGAGUCCACACAGCCCAGUGACAGCAGCGCACGGGUGUCCUGGGACUUUGGAAGGAGGAGCACCUGAAUGGUGGAGACUUCGCAGGGGAGCUAUUUUGAGCUCCCACUUGCAAAACUGAGGAGGAGAAAACAAUGUGGUCCAGGUCGAGAAGUUAGGAAAAAUUGCACGCUUGUUGUGAAAGUAGGUAAACUUUCUUUUAAAAGCCCAACUUGGCUUUAGUCCUUUAGCUGCAAAAUACUUAAUCUCAGUUUUAAAUGUAGGAAUAAGUGGCUAGCGUGUAAGCACUUUACCAAAAGGGAUUUUUACAAAUCACAGGGGUGUUUUUUUAAAAGUAGUGUUAAAAGUAAGCCCUCUCUUCAGUGCCUCCAUCUUUUUUUUUUUUUUCCAAACAGGAACUCCGUUCAUUCUAACGUUUGCCUACCUCAAAGAAAUUUUAGAAUUAUUUAUAUGAGGGUAUGUGCCAAGCACCUGGAGCUGUUAAGAUGAAUAAUUCCCUACCUUUCUGUCCCUACAUCUCUUUUUAUCCUUUUGGUAUGAAGGUUGGCCUCCCGGUUGAGACCGUCGGUUCAGUUUGUUCUGGUUUAUUCUAGGUUUUGAAGGAACUUUGCCAUGUUAGGAUCUUUCAGAUCAUCGCCCUUUCUCGUCUCAGCCUCCCUCUUCAUCCUAGGGUUGCACUGGACACUGUGUAGCGUGUCUCGAGCUGACUUUCCGCAUCAGCCAUUAUGGCUGGAGUCUGUUUUCCAGACCUCAAGGGACUCACACUUGUUUUGAUGCUGAGUCCCAUCUCGAUGCAGUUAGGAAAGUAAAUCUACCGACAGGAAACUCUCCUGUGUUUCAAGGCCAUUGAGAAGUGUGUUUGUGCCACUGAGGGAGCUAUGUGACCUAAAUGAGUCACCUUAGUGUUCCCUUCAGUGUAAUAGGAACAUCCCUGCCUUUCCUCCUUCAGGAAGUGCUGUGAGGACCAGACAUGUGAUAUGUGCACGUGUGCCCUUUGGAGUCGGUAGCUCCAAAUACAUUAAAGGCAUUUUAUUAGCAAAGGUCCUUCUAAAUGUGUCAUUUACCUGAUUCCAGCUGUCUGCUUUGCCUUAAUUUUGCAUUUACUGCUUUUUAUCAAAACACAUCCUCAUGAACUUCAUGCAGUUUGGCCAUUAUAGUAAAUUGAUUUGGAUGAAAGGAAGUCAUUUGAGGUUUCAUUUGUUUUGUUUUUAAGCCAGGACAAGAAACGGUCUCUUUGAAGGAAUGCGAGGUCCAUAAAUUGAUUUUGUCAUUUCAAAAAUGUUGUAUUUAACUUUGUUUUAUACUAGAUUCUUAUAAAACUUGCUGCAAGUAUUGUCUUCAUGUGUCUUGCUAAACGUGUUUAUUUUGUUAGUAUACUUGUAAUCAGUUUUCCACUUUUUUUUCCUUUGGAUUAAUUGGUUAAAUAAAUUGAAUGAGAAAUGUGUUGUAUUUUCUAUUAAAAAAUACAAAUUAAAAUUUUUGAAAGAAAA